Messenger RNA from Didymodactylos carnosus, 1272 nucleotides. Lineage: Eukaryota; Metazoa; Rotifera; Eurotatoria; Philodinida; Philodinidae. The record is from the annotation of a GenBank genome assembly.
AUGGAUAUAUCGAGUUUGGCAGCACGUGCCUCGACUGUCAUGUCGGGAAAACGAAACGAUGAUGGUUUAGCAGAUCGACUUAACUAUCGUUAUACAGUUGGAAUACUUGUAGUUUUUGCCAUUAUAAAUAUGAAUCGAAUGUAUGUUGAUCAAAUUAAAUGCUGGGUUCCGGCAUAUUUUACUCCAAAUUAUGAAGAAUAUGUCAGAAGUGUAUGUUUUGUACAAAAUACGUAUUAUAUUAAACCUACCGAAAAAGUUCCUAAAUCACUUGAAGUCAAACGUCAAAAUGAAAUAUUGUACUAUCAAUGGAUUCCAUUUUUACUCUUAGUCAAAGCGUUUCUAUUCUAUUUACCACGCAUAUCAUGGCGUUUUCGUAUGGGUAUUCAAAUAGCGGAUUUGAUCGAAUCUGCUUUUGACUAUAAAUUACCUACAACAAACGCUGUACAUCGUAAAAUGUGUCUCGAUUAUAUGGUAGAUACCAUCGAUGAAUAUGUCGACGAUCAUAGACGUCAAAAGCAUUCACAUGAUAAUAUAAACAUGUUUACUCGAUUCUUUUCCACUAUUUGUUGUACCACUGGUCGAUACUUGGGAAAUUAUCUUGUUGUGCUCUACAUAACCACGAAAUUAAUGUAUAUUUUUAUAUCUCUAUUUCAAAUAUUCAUUCUUAGUACAAUGUUAGGAUCAAAUUUUUUAUUUUUUGGUAUAGAAGUACUUGACAGACUAUUUCGAGGUAUUAACUGGGAUUCGGAAUCACGUUUGUUUCCGAAGACAACAAUGUGUGAUUUUACUAUUCGUGAAUUUGGUCAUCCAAAACUUGCUCAUGAGUACACAGUUCCAUGUGUUCUACCAUUAAAUUUAUUUAAUCAGCAAAUGUUUACAUUUUUAUAUUUUUGGUAUGCACUAAUUAUCCAAUUGAAUAUGUAUGAUUUUUUUCUAUGGAUAUACACGAUUCAUCCUUCAAAUCGACGCCAUUUUAUUUUUAAACAUCUUAAAUCUAAAAAAUAUGCAGCAGUCUUUGAAGCAACAACAAAUGAUCAAAUGAAAGCAUUUGUUGAUGAUUAUCUAAAAGCUGAUGGUGUCUUCAUAUUGAUAAUAAUAUCUGAAAAUAGUUCUGAUUUUGUUACAUCCGAAAUAAUUCAACAAUUAUGGAUGCGAAAAUUUAUUGUUAAAUAUUAUCGAGAUACAAAAGAGUUGAUUUAUGCUGAUAUUCAACUGACAAAUAAUAAUAACAAUCAUUCAAGUGUCAAACGUCAUCUUUGUGGAGUAAUUUGA